This is a messenger RNA of Diorhabda carinulata, 5133 nucleotides long. RefSeq names its product nose resistant to fluoxetine protein 6. The transcript has 13 exons. Gene Ontology annotation, molecular function: acyltransferase activity, transferring groups other than amino-acyl groups. The coding region runs from base 53 to 2416 and encodes 787 amino acids. Lineage: Eukaryota; Metazoa; Arthropoda; Insecta; Coleoptera; Chrysomelidae. The record is from RefSeq and is a predicted model, not a curated record.
GGCACUUCUAGUGCUGAUUUUUUUAAGAUCAACCCUUGCCAAUAUCACGACUAUGGAAAGUACUCUUCCCAGUGAAGCUGUACAUCAAAUAGAUUACAGCGAGGGUACUUCCGUAGAAGCGACGCAUUCUUUACCGCCAGGAAAUUUAAGUUUGAGUGGUGCUCCGAACAAUACUCAACUUGUGAGGGGUAGUUUGGCUAGGGUUUUGGAUUUUUAUAACACUGAAUUACUGGCCGCGAAUUUUCCAAAAUUCAAACAUACUUUGAGCCAGUCUUGCCAAAAAGAUGUGGACGCUUAUAUACAGGGGUUGAUAACUGCAGAGAAUUGGGCUUUAAAGAUGGACGAUGCUAGUGGCAGAUAUUCAACCGGAUGGUUUUGGGGAAACAGCUAUUGGGUUGGAUCUCAGAAUUUAUGCGAACAUAUUAACCCGAAAAAACAAAUUAUCAUCAUAUCUCAAAACCAUUCAAGAUCUGCUAGAGCUGCGGACGCUUCUUUGAAACCCCACAGUCCAGGAUUUGCUAUGGGAUUCAAACCAGGUCCUGUGGUAUAUACCAAUGGACCUCCAUUUCCAGUAUCAUUUUUCAAACUAAGACUUCAUGUCAAUUCAAGUUUUACGACAGAGGAAAAAAUACUCCAUCUCGGCCUAUGCUUACCUCACGCAUGUUCAGCAAAUGAUGCUCAAAAGAUUAUGGAAGGAACUUCAGCUUCUUCAACGAAAAUUACGGUUAAAGUUCAAUUAGUCAGAUCUGAACAUAAUAGAUACAAUUAUUGGACAGACAGCACAUUCAUUGCUUUGAGUGUUACCACCGCAAUUAUAAUUUUCAUGUUGAUAAUUGGUACAGCAUUUGACUAUUAUUUGGAGUAUUUGAAAAAUUGCAGUAUGAAAGAGAAAAGCUGCACUCAUUUUAAUAUGAGUAUGCCGGAUCUAAAAGGAAAGAACGGGCUUUACGUAGUGAACAACAAUAAUAAUAAUAAUAACAACAUUCCCUGUGACGAUCAUGCUCGCAGUUUUGACCUUAGUAGUAGCAAUGCUUCCAUAUCACAAGAGACUCUCUUAAAAUUUGUUUUAAAGGAGAUGCUGCUCUCAUUUUCUGUAAGAAUAAAUAUGGGUUAUAUUUGCGAUCAAACAGUUGGAAGUGACACUAUAUCUGUAAUACAUGGUCUAAAAGCUAUAAGUAUGGCUUGGGUAGUUUUGGGACAUACGUGUAUCGUUGCCUUCAAGUAUUCAGAUAAUAUGGAAUACAGAAGAAUUGUUCAAAAAGAGUUUCUCUUUCAAACUGUAACGAAUGGAACCUUCAGUGUAGAUACUUUCUUUUUUUGCAGCGGUCUUUUGGUCUCUUUUCUGUAUUUUAGAACAAACGCCAAAGGAAAACUAGAUUCAUUGAAUAAAGGCAACGGAUUUAUUGCUGGCGUGUUACAUUUCUUGGGAUUAGUUGGUUACAGAUUUGCAAGAUUAACUUUUCCUUACUUGUUCACUCUGGGAAUUGUGGAGGUUACGAUGAAAUGGUUCGCAUAUAAUUCAGUAUUCGAACCUCCUACCAUGGAUCAUUUGAAUUGUCCAAAUUACUGGUGGAGGAAUAUUCUCUAUAUAAACACGUUAUUCCCAGUCGAUCAAAUGUGUAUGUUGUGGAGUUGGUAUUUGUCAGAUGAUACACAAUUUUACGUGGUUGGAGCAAUCAUAUUAAUAUUGGCAACAAGUCAUUUUAAGAGCGCAGCCGCUAUUCUUUUGGUCUUCAUGACGAGUUCUUGGAUAACAACUGGUUAUAUAGCUUACAGCAAUAGUCACAUGCCUGGAUUGGACGAUCCUUUAGCGUUAUUUGAUAAAAUUUAUGACAAACCUUGGACAAGGUUAGGUCCUUACCUUAUCGGAAUGUGUACUGGAUGGUUCUUGUUUAAGAAAAAUUGUCAACUACAACUAACAAAGAUUAUUCUUUCGGUCGGUUGGAUUUUGUCUAUUGGAACUUUGUUAUCAUUAGUAUACGGUCUAUAUGAAACAAAAUUAACACCAUGGUUAGGCGCCACUUAUAGUUCUUUGAGUCACUCAGCUUGGGCACUUGCCUUGGCGUGGAUAGUAGUCGCAUGUGUUACCGGUUAUGGUGGACCCGUGGAUAAAAUACUAUCAGCUACUAUCCUGUAUCCAUUCAGUCGCGUGACUUAUUGCGCUUAUUUAGUCCAUCCGAUUGCAAUAAGAGUGAUGGUUAUGUACAUGGAUAGUCCUCUACAUCUUGGCAGUGUUAUAACAGUGAUAAUAUAUUUAGGUCAGAUGAUGUUAUCCUACAUUUUAUCUUUCUUCGUAUCGGUAGCAUUCGAAGCGCCUAUUGUUUCUUUAUUAAGAAUUAUAACUAAAGUAUUCACUUUAAGGAAACCACCGACUCAUAACAAUAAUGAUCACGUUUCAGUCACGUAUCGUACUUAAUUAGACUUGUAAGAAAAAAAAAUGGUUGUAUAUAUUUAUUUUUUUACAUUAGUAAGUAAGAAAUUUGUUAUGUACAUGUACUACGUCCAAAAAUAGUCUUAUUUUUUAUUUUAUGGAUUCAUACCGACUAAUACACUUAUUUGCUUAAAAUUUUCCAGUUCACAGAAAAAAACAAAAAUUGCUUGUGAGCAGCUUUAGUGAAUAAGAUGCUGUUUAGAACUAAGAAGAUGAAAUGUAUGAGUUGGUACAUUAGUAUUAUGAAUCUCCGCUAUUAAUCUUUUGGAAUAUACAGUGUGUCUCACUCUCAUUAUCAGUUUGACAUUUUUUUUACUAAUUAUACUCUUCACUGUAAUGUGAGCCAAGGAGGCAUUAUGGAGGGGCACAGCGGGCCAGAUUUUUAUUUUAAAAAUAAUACAGAGCACUAAUUAAGACCAGAAUCUACCAUUAUAUACACUGUUCAUAGAUUAUAAACAAGCUUAAGAUACAAAAGAAAGGAUAAAAUGUUUAGGUGUCCCCAGAUAACUAAUAAUAAUAGUAAAACUGACUGAAUAGAACUGAGACCAAAGUAUUAUCUAAAGGAAAACUACCAGAAAGUUUUCCAGAAAAAAGAAGGCUGAAGCAGGGGGACCCCUUAUCCACUUCAAUUUUCAACCUCACAUUGUAGGUAAUUAUAAGAUUUGAUCUAUCACCGAAAGCAUAAAAAUUUUAGAAUCUGCAGACGAUAUUGUAUUACUAGCCCAGUGGGAAUCAGAAAGUCUAUAGUAGAUUUGAAAACUGAUUAAAAAAAUUUUGAUUUAGAAAGAUUCUGGGAGGAAUUGAAAAAAGUCUAUAGUAGAUAUGAAAACUGAUUAAAAAGAUACUGCUUUAGUCGAAUGGCGAAGACUAAAGAGACUGAAAUUAAAUGGCAAAGUAAGAAUCAGGUGGAAAAACGAAAAUAUCAUUUUAAAAAAGUUGAGUCCCUCGACUAUCUAGGUGUUCUGAUUACGAAUAUGGAUGAUUAGACGAAAAAGCUAGAAAAUUGGAUAGCAAAUGGUAAUAGAAUACUAGGGUCCUUAAAUAAUAUUCUCAAAUCAAAAGUAAUCUCCAAAGCGACAAAGAUAAGAUUGUACAAAACAAUGAUUAGACCGACUGUACUGUAAGGUUAUGAGUCCUGGGUGCUAACCCAAAAAAGUGCUGAAAAAAUAGAUGUGUGGGAGAGAAAAGUACUCCGGAAAAUACUGAGAAAUGUGAAAAUCAUGAAAAAUAACAAAUACUGAUUAUAACAGUGAGCUAGGUGGUUGGAACAUGUGUACAAAAUGGGUAUAAAUAGAAUUGCCAAGAGAGCACAAAUGGAGAGAGGCGCAUGUCGAAAAAGAAAUGGAUAGGAGAGGUAACAUCAGGUUAGAGGAGAGUGGGAAUAACUGAGUCAAGAGAAAGAAUAGAUGACAGAAACGGAUGCAGAGGUGAAGUAAAAAAAGUAGAGAAAAACCAAAACAAAGCUUAAAGAUUUUAAAAUGUAUAUUCUCUAAAUUUUUUAAUUGUGAAGUAAUUAAUGAAGUGCUGUACUCUUUACUUCAGUGUACCUUUAGGGUAUGCUAGUUUCCUUUCAUUGUGAACUGGUAGCCAGCUGCAAUUUAAAAUUACCAAAAAAUCAGAGUAUCCUAACAGAAAUUUUUUAUUAACAGAUAUCUUAUUUAGAAUGACUUAAAUAAGCUAAUUUCAAAAUUCCAGUAAAACAAAAAAAUGAAAAUCUAUUUCGAGAAAAUGUUUGAGAGAAUCAUACGACUUUGCCAUAAUUGUUUAUAGAUUUUCCUAUCUUCUUAUGUAGUUUUUGACAACCGAACUUCUUGAUCAGUACUUUAUUUUUAAUAUUCCCCCAUAAAUAAUGAAUAUGCAAGUAGAAAUUGGUAAUUGAGAAAUAAGAAUGUGGGAAAACGAGUUGGGAGAAACGUAGAAAGGAAGAGAUAAGAAGAUAAUAAAAUAUGAAUGAACAAAAAAAUUUAAAUUGGCAUGGAAACUUUUACACCAUGGAAACAUAAUUACUACCUACAAAAAUAAGUUUGUUAGAAUUUAUUAGAUAAUAUAUUAGAUAUAAACUUAAACAGCUUGUAUCAACAUGAUAUUAAAAAAAUUGAAAACAAUACUUAUUCACUCCUCUCAAAAGCAAUUUCAGUUACAGCUUCAACAUGAAAUGGUCCUUGUUUGACAUAAUCUGUUAACCUUUUUAACAUAUUCUCUUCAAACACAGUACUAGUUACCAGGCCUUUUACUAUUUCGUAUUUCAUUUCUUUACAUUCUUUGACAGUUUCUACAUUUCUGUCCAAAAGAUAUUCGACGAGUCCUAGGGAAAAUAAUUAAUAAUUAGCUGAAUUAAAUUUACAAAAAUUUAUAGAUAAUGACCAGGGGCGCAACAACUUAACUCUCAAAGGGAGUGUCCAGUGAAUUCUUUAUAAUGACUAAAAAAAGGUAGUCACAUUGGUUUAUUAUAAUUGAAAUGGGCUUGUAGAAUGUCGCUAUAUCUUAUGAAAAGUAAUAAAUUAUUGAAAGAAAAUCGAAUAAGUUUGUUCUGAUUAGACUUUAUUAGGUUAGGAGGGGUCCACACCCCUGUUGUUGCGCCCCUGAUAAUGACUUAUAGAAUGAUCCAAAUAUUGUGAAUUUAAAAAAAUGGCCACAUAUUAUAUGAAUAUGAAUAUAAUGUAAUUCAAAUAUCUCAAUAAAUAUGUUGUUUUUAGAUCGAA